Molecule: messenger RNA, 2598 nt
Organism: Fusarium keratoplasticum
Lineage: Eukaryota; Fungi; Ascomycota; Sordariomycetes; Hypocreales; Nectriaceae
Exons: 7
Coding region: 1-2598 (865 amino acids)
Biological process (GO): transmembrane transport; chloride transport
Cellular component (GO): membrane; early endosome; Golgi apparatus
Molecular function (GO): voltage-gated chloride channel activity
Source: RefSeq, a predicted model, not a curated record
AUGACAGAACGUGGGAGCGAAGGCUCUCAGCCGCCUUCUCCACGCUCUGUUCGACGGCCGCAUCCUCUGAGUCGGAAUCAAUCUAUGGGCGAGCCGGACGAACGAUCACCGCUUCUCACGACCUCGAGAUCACGAAUUCGCAUCGCAGGACCUAGCUCGAGUCGGGGUCAAAAUCCGUCUCUCUCCAGAGACCAGAGCUACACAGGUGGAGGUGGAUAUCAUGGUUCACGACAUCACAGCCGACACCCUUCAUGGGGCUCGAGAAUAAUACACGCCCUAUCAGAUCGUCACGAGUCCUCCAUGGCCGAGUCAAAAGGCACCAUUUUCCCCGACGAGCGCGUGUGGUACGAUCAAUUCACCAGUACCGACUGGGUCCACGACGCCAUUGCCGAUUCAUAUCGUGUCAAGCAGCUGCGAAGUCGAAAGGAUGUUUGGGGUCGGGUUCGUAUCAUAUUUGACGGUGCCCAAGGCUGGAUACUCAGUGCUCUGAGCGGCUUCAUUGUCGCCUUGAUGGCUUACACGGUUGAUGUUGCCGAAUCAUCCGUGUUUGACUUCAAGGAUGGUUACUGUUCUCGGGCUUGGUAUCUCAACAGACAGAGGUGCUGCCCGGAUGGUGUCUGUGAAGACUGGACAACCUGGUCUUACACCCUGGGCUAUCCUUUUGGAGAUAUCUGGAGCAGCUUCAUCAUCUACAUGGUGUUUGUUCUCAUUCUUGCGCUUCUUGCAUGCUGGAUCACUCUCUGGACCAAGACGGUCGUGCCUUCGGCCUACCAUCUCACGACGCUUGACGAGAACCUCGCUGCCGAUAAUCCACAGCAGACCUACGACGAACCUGCCAGCAGCGAAUCUUCGACUCCUCGACAAGUUGCCGACUCGAAGCCGGAAAAUCCGCCCAUGAUUUACUAUUCUGCGGCAGGAAGUGGAGUGGCUGAAGUCCGUGUCAUUCUGAGCGGUUUCGUUCUUCACGGGUUCCUCGGUGUCAGGACUCUCUUUAUCAAGAUGGUUGCCUUGAUCCUUAGUGUUGCAUCAGGGAUGAGUCUUGGAAAGGAGGGCCCAUAUGUCCACAUGGCUGCUUGUGUGGGCAACAUUCUUUGUCGUAUCUUUUCAAAAUACGACCAGAACGACGGCAAGCGACGAGAAGUUAUUUCGGCCGCUGCUGCCGCCGGUGUCGCUGUGGCUUUUGGUGCUCCUCUGGGAGGAGUUCUCUUCGGCCUGGAAGAAGUAUCGUACUUUUUCCCAGCCAAGACGCUGUUCAGGACAUUCUUCUGCUGCAUCGUCGCAGCUCUGUCACUGAAAUUCCUCAACCCAUACGGCACCCACAAGAUCGUUCUGUUCGAAGUGCGGUACCUCGUUGACUGGGAAUAUUUCGAGCUUGUCAGCUUCAUCUUUGUAGGAAUCAUUGGCGGCGCCGUCGGAGCCCUCUUCAUCAAGGCCUCCAAGUACUGGGCUCAGACCUUCCGACGAAUCAAGGUGAUCAAGAAGUUCCCACUCCUUGAAGUGUUUCUCGUGGCCUUGGUGACAGGUCUGAUGAGCUACUGGAAUGCCCUGACGAGGCUCCCUGUUGCCGAGCUUCUUCUGAACCUGGCCUCACCCUGCGACGGGUCAGACAUGGACUGGGAAGAGCAAACACUGUGUCCCAAGUCCAUUGAUGACAUCCCCCCAAUCCUUCUUCACCUAUUUGUGGCGCUCUUGAUCAAGGGGUUCUUGACAGUCAUUACUUUUGGAAUCAAAGUACCUGCUGGAAUCUACGUCCCGUCCAUGGUUGUAGGAGGCCUGAUGGGCAGAAUUGUUGGCCAUUUUGUGCAAUGGGCUGUGCUCCGAGUCCCUGAUUGGGGCGUCUGGGGCAAUUGUGCAUUCAGCCAGGACGGAUCUUGCAUCCAGCCUGGCGUGUAUGGUCUCAUUGCGGCCGGUGCUACAAUGUGCGGCGUAACGAGAUUGUCUGUAACACUGGCUGUCAUUCUGUUUGAGCUCACCGGUAGCCUCGAUUAUGUGCUGCCAUUCUCACUUGCCAUUCUUGUGGCCAAGUGGACGGCAGAUGCUAUCGAGCCCAACAGUAUCUAUGACCUCCUUACGAGCAUGAACUCGUACCCAUUCCUGGAUAACAAGCACAAGCCGAUUUUCACGGAAGAUCUCGCAGACAUUGUUCCACGGAUUCGACGAGAGCGUCUCAUCGACAUUACCAACUCGCCGUUGGUGCCUGCAACCAGCCUGCGAGUCAAGCUCGAGCUUCUGCACCGAGCUGGUGAGCUUGAUGGAGGUUUGCCCAUCGUGCGACAUGGUAUCCUGGUGGGCUUGAUUCCUGUUCCUGAUCUAGGAUAUGCGCUGGAUCAGCUGGUGGAAGAAAGUACGGAUCUUUGCUUGAUGGACCGGAUCCCCAGCAUUGACGAGGACAACGGCGUAUUCGAUCCGACUGACUUUACGCCAUACAUUGAUCCCGCACCAGUUGCGCUCGAUAUUAAGUCGCCGAUGGAUUUGGUUUACGAACUGUUCUCCAAGUUGGGUCUUCGAUACAUAUGUGUUCUGAAAGACGGCAAAUACGCCGGAAUGACCCACAAGAAGACUUUUGUCAGGUAUAUGCGCGAGCAUGGGAGCGAGUAA